Molecule: messenger RNA, 1401 nt
Organism: Closterium sp. NIES-65
Lineage: Eukaryota; Viridiplantae; Streptophyta; Zygnematophyceae; Desmidiales; Closteriaceae
Source: the annotation of a GenBank genome assembly
AUGGCUGGUGUGCGCGAGGCGUGCGCGGCAGGGGAGGCAGCGAUGAGGGCGGUGCAGGCGGUGAGGGGCGAGGUGGCCGCGCUGCAGCGGCAAGUCGUGUCCGUGCGGGAGGUGGCAGUGCUGAAGCACAGCCUGGAGGACGAGGUGACCGCGCUGCGGGGGGAGGUAGCAGCGGUGUGGGAAGUGGCGGCAAUGGAAAGGAGUGAGGUGCAGCGGCUGACGGGCAAGGUGGCGGACUUGAAGAGAGACCUGGCAGCGGUGAAGGCAGUGCUUUGUAGCAAGGAGGAAGACAGAAGUGACAUGUGGCACGUGAGUGCAUGCUUACCCGUCACGUCCUCCUCUUUGACCUCUUACCCUGCAUUCUCUUUCCCUGCUUUCCCUCUUACCCUGCAUUCUCUCUUACCCUGCGUUCUCUCUUACCCUGCGUUCUCUCUUGCCCUGCGUUCCCUCUUACCCUGCGUUCCCUCUUUCCCUGCGUUCCCUCUUACCUUGCGUUCUCUCUUACCCUUCGUUCUCUCUUACCCUGCACUUCCUCUUACCCCGCGUUCCCUCUUACCCUGCGUUCCCUCUUCCCCUGCGCUCUCUCUUACCCUGCGUUCUCUCUUACCCUGCUUUCCCUCUUUCCCUGCGCUCUCUCUUACCCUCCGUUCCCUCUUACCCUGCGUUCCCCCUUACCCUGCGUUCUCUCUUGCCCUGCGUUCUCUCUUACCCUGCGUUCUCUUUUAUUCUGCGUUCCCUCUUUCCUUGCGUUCCCUCUUACCCUGCAAAAUUCUGGCAGCAUCAGAGGAGACGAAGCUAGAGCCACGCAACAAUCAAUACGCGACAGACGCAGUGCUAGCACACAUCUACUCCCUCCCAAGCCUCACCUACCUCGACCUCACCGGCACAAGAUUGGGGGAGGAGAACGACAGGGCGAUCUCUCUUGAGGGCAUUGGCGCAGCGACUGGUCUCCAAGCGCUCGUAUUGGAUGAGACCAUGGUGCGGGACACCGAUCUGCUGCACAUCACUUUGCUCACAUCGCUCAGAACCCUCUCCCUUAAUAACGGUGACUGCCUGACCCAGGCUUCCAUGCUGCAUGUGGGCCGGUUGACUGGACUACAGGAUCUUUGCCUAGGCGGGUGUAGCAAGAUGGGAGACAAUGUGCUGCCGCUGCUGGCCGGCCUGGGCCACCUCAGCUCAAUCUCCAUGCCUCGUGGGGUCACUGAUGCCGGCCUGGUUGAGAGCAGGUGUUACCUGGGGCAUGCUGAGGAGGGCGGAGAUGGGGCCAGUGGUGUCAUAGUCCGUGACCACCGCGCCCUCUGCUGCACAUCCAGCAUGCCAGCAGAGGUGACGCCCUGGCAGGCAAACAGCGACAGCCUCUGCAGCGACGGAUGCACCUACGUCACGGACCAAGGGCUGUAG